AUGCAGGAUUCAGUAAAUUUUAGCAAUGAAGAGACGGAACAACCGCCGCCUUACAGAGAACUGUAUCCGAACUCAGGUGAAAUAAAUCAGCAGUGCUCAGUUUGUUCCACCAAUCAGUUUGCAAGUGAUUCUGAAAGCAUUCUUAGAAUACUGAAAGCCUGUGACUUUGCCGCGCAGCGUCAUAGUUUUCAACGGAGAAAAGACGUUCAUCAAACGCCGUAUAUCAAUCAUCCCAUUGGUGUUGCCAACAUACUUGUUGGCGAAGGGGGUGUUAUGGAUUCUGCUACUAUUGUAUCAGCUUUGUUACAUGAUACAGUUGAAGAUACUAGUACUACGAUCGAUGAGAUCGAGGAAAUAUUUGGUUCAGAAGUCCGCACUAUAGUUGAGCAGUGUACAGACGAUAAAACUUUACCUCGACAGGCCCGAAAACAAGCUCAAAUUGAUAAUGCAGCGUCUCAUUGUACUAAGGCAAAGCUCGUUCAUUUGGCCGAUAAACUGUAUAACUUGAGAGACCUUGAAAAAAACCCUCCAGUAACGUGGGACGCACGGAGGAAAAAGGAAUAUGUUAGUUGGUCAAAAGAGGUGAUAAGUCGACUGAAAGGUAUUAACGAGGCGAUUGAAAGAGAAUUGGAAAACGCUAUUAACAGGUUAUUAUGA
This is a messenger RNA of Enterobius vermicularis (human pinworm), 657 nucleotides long. The record is from the annotation of a GenBank genome assembly. Lineage: Eukaryota; Metazoa; Nematoda; Chromadorea; Rhabditida; Oxyuridae.